Caenorhabditis bovis is the source of this 573-nucleotide messenger RNA. The record is from the annotation of a GenBank genome assembly. Lineage: Eukaryota; Metazoa; Nematoda; Chromadorea; Rhabditida; Rhabditidae.
AUGACCACGUAUGAGACGGUGACGCUGAGCGGCACCGAGAAUCUGCCGACGUUUAUCAAGACGAUUCUGGAGCCGGCGUUCGCCUACCACACACACGAGCUUGAAUGCGAGAAGACGACAGACGGUAGCGCGUUUCGCUACAAGUACACGGUGGUGGUGUCGAAGCAGCCGACGACGACCACCACGAAAAGCUCAUCGACGGCGUGCAACAGCUGCCUAUCGUUUCAGCCGGCCAAGUGCGGCGAGAAGGUCAAAUGUGUCAUGAUGGUUCAGAUCAAAUUCCAUAUCUUUUAUACGGAUUCGUUUGGAAAAGAAGCUCAACACACAUUCCAAUACGAAUUCCCAUCCGAUGCCACACUUCGGCAAGUCAUCGCCGAAUUCGAAGGCAACUACCGUAUGAAAACAAAGCAAAAGCAGUUUGCCCCGCGGCUCUCAAUGUGCAUCGGUGAAGUGACUCGCUCGAACUCCGUUCCGAUCACCGAGAAGCAUUUGGAUCAGACGAUCGCCGAAUUGACGAAUGAUGAAUAUAUCGGAAAAAUCACGUUCGUUGCGGACCUCAUUAAUAAGUUUUGA